Messenger RNA from Suillus plorans, 586 nucleotides. RefSeq lists its product as uncharacterized. The coding region runs from base 143 to 472 and encodes 109 amino acids. Lineage: Eukaryota; Fungi; Basidiomycota; Agaricomycetes; Boletales; Suillaceae. The transcript has a single exon. The record is from RefSeq and is a predicted model, not a curated record.
CUAGGCCAUAACGGUAACCCGCGCUCUACACCUGAACUUUAAGCUUCUUGUUGCUCCAUGCCGAACCAUCUACCUCUUGCAUCUACCCGCCCACUGUAACGCACUCGCUGAUACCAAAUCCGUAUACCGAGUUUUGUAAUACAUGCAUCCAUCCUCACCCCGUGUUCUAAACAUCAUACAACAAUCGUGUCGUAUCAAAUCAUUCACCCAAUUCAUCUAUACUUGUAGACGAAAAUGCGCGCGUUCCUUUACAAUUACGCGUCAAAGAAUUUCAUCCUUUCUUUUUUGUACUUUUUUGCUUGUUUCUUUUUGCGGUGUUCUCUUUAUCUUCCUUCUCGUUUGUUUGUUUUACCCCCGUGAUUCCCCCCACCCCGCACCUAUGACGACGACUGGACCUUUUGUGCUUGUCCUGCGCUCGCUCGUGUUGGAGUUUUUCCAUUUUAUUCUUUUUGUGCGUUUGUUGUUUGAUUGAUGUAAUCUCAUGUCGUUUUGUCUGUCGUGUAUGCACGAUUGAUCGAUGUAUAGAAAUGAGAAUGACUAGGGAUACACAAUGCACGUGGAGACUAAUGAAUUGAAUGCUCAAAAC